AGCUGGCGUCGUCAUGCUGUAUACAUCGUGCUCAGUGCUGCUCCUCGCGGCGGUCUCCACUAUCAACGUAGCGAGCGGGGCGUUCACCUGCCCACAGAAGUACGGCCAGUUCGAGGAUCCGAAACAGUGUGACAAGUUCUACGAGUGUGACGAUGGGGUCGCCACGGAGAAGCUAUGUCCUGAUGGUCUCAUGUUCGACCCCCUCAACCGGAAGGUCAACAAAUGUGACCAACCCUUUAAUGUGGACUGCGGUGACAGGAUAGAGCUUCAGCCCCCGAAAGGGAACCAGCACUGCCCCCGUAAGAACGGGUACUUCGCCCACCCGGACCCGGCCGUCUGCCACCUCUUCUACAACUGCAUCGACGGGGAGUACACCGAAGUUCCUUGCACGCCGGGACUGCAUUUCGACGAAUACCAGGGGACGUGUGUGUGGCCGGAGUCGUCAGGACGCUCCGGGUGCAGCAAGUCGGAGAGCAAGCUGAAGGACGGGUUCGAGUGUCCGAAGGAGGCCCAAGCGGACGGCAACGGGCAGGCGGUAGCGCACCCCAAGUUCCCGCACCCUGAGGACUGCCAGAAGUUCUACGUGUGUCUGAACGGCGUCCAGCCCCGCGAGCUCGGCUGCUCCUUGGGCGAAGUUUACAACGAGGAGGACCAGAAAUGCGACGCGCCAGAGAACGUGCCGGGCUGUGAGGACUGGUACAAAGACAACCCAGAAGUGAACAAGAACAACAAGGGCAAGAAACAAUGAAAAAAGUAGAGUUCUGUAUCGGACUGUGAUGAUGUGACUUGGUGAUAUGUCAGUCACCUCGAUAUGGUCGCGCUGUCUUGUCAACUUUCAGUCGACUUUAUUAAGAAUUAGCUCAUCUAAAUAACACUAAAAAUUCAGUUCCUACCUCACAGACAACUCACCGCGCCUCCGCCUAAUACUGUCCAGUACAAAACUCGCGACGGUGUGACGCCAGCGUCUGAAGUCCGCUAAGAUGUUUGUACAAAUGUGACUACCUGCUUGCAGGAUACAUGAAAAGUCCAUUCAUGGCGUCGGGUAUAAAAGUUUACUUCUAUUAUGGGGCCAAUAUGGCUGAAAGUCGUAACUGUUCGACAAACUUCAUUGUAAACCUCCCGUAUCGAAUUGUGGGAGUAUCAACCGAAGGGUUUAGGGGCUAAUAACACGUCACAGACAGACGGACGGACAGAUAUGGACUCUACAUAGGAAGUCCUCCUUACCUCUCAAAUAAUCGCUGUUUGUUCUUGGAAUUAUAUACAGAACCCAUAAGUACGUUGUGUGAGGAACGUAACAGGCAUUUGUAAUGUUAAAGGAUGUGGUACAGAUAGUUAUCACUGCGCUCUAAAACGUUAUAACACCUAAAAUAACAAAGUAUAUAGUUUAACCAUUGAAUUUAGAUACAAUCCUGUGAAAUUGAUACGAAACUGUUAUACAUUGUCUUAAAAUCCAAUUGUUAAAAUAUUGUUAACAGUCUGGUGUAUAUUGUGCGAAGUAAAUAUUUUCUUCCGAAUA
Molecule: messenger RNA, 1516 nt
Organism: Cryptotermes secundus
Lineage: Eukaryota; Metazoa; Arthropoda; Insecta; Blattodea; Kalotermitidae
Product: protein obstructor-E
Exons: 5
Coding region: 14-748 (244 amino acids)
Cellular component (GO): extracellular region
Molecular function (GO): chitin binding
Source: RefSeq, a predicted model, not a curated record